Molecule: messenger RNA, 4915 nt
Organism: Drosophila melanogaster (fruit fly)
Lineage: Eukaryota; Metazoa; Arthropoda; Insecta; Diptera; Drosophilidae
Exons: 12
Coding region: 1207-3420 (737 amino acids)
Molecular function (GO): carbohydrate binding
Source: RefSeq, marked reviewed
CCAGCAACCGGAGUCAGGCUAUGUGAACCGCACGAGUUUUGUGAAAGUGACUUUACUGUCAAGCAUUGCCGUAAUUGUAAAGAAUAAUAAAGGUGCUCUCCGAUCGAAGUGAACCAUUCAAAAGUUGAAUCACGGAUAUCUUGACAUCAUCUGUAUGAUACUGAAGAAUUAUUGAAAAUAUCGAUAUGUGUAAUCAAUAAAUAAGUAAUUAAAAAGUGGCGGUGUAUAAUUACAGCUUAAUUGAAACAACUAUAUGGAGCACAUUUCCAAGCGUAACAAAAAAUGAAAGGAAGUUUUGAAGCUACGUAUUGUUUAAAGAAAUGCGCUUAUUAAAGAUUCAUAUAUACAAAUGAAGAAAAAAGUUUUUUAAUAAACGUAAACCAAAAUAUCUAAAGUGAUUUGUUUAAAAAUGAUGAAAUAAGAAACCAUUCUUAAAAUAAAAUCUUAACUACGAAAACUCCAAAGCAAAUAAUAUAUUGUAAUUCUAUAAAAUUAAGAAUGUAUUAUAAAUCUUUAAUACUUAACAAUUUAAUAGCAGCUUUUAAAGGAUAGCUGAGUCCACCUGUGAACGAUUGGAUAAUCUUCUCAAUAAAGAUUUCGUUUAUGGACUUACGUAUGAUAGAAAUGAAGCUGAACCUGAAAACAAAUUAAGAGCAUAAAUUCGACAGAGAUCGAUUUAGACCAACAAAAAGUUCCUCAUUAACAUAAUAAAUUGUUAAGGUUAAUAUUUUGAAAUGAAUUCAGAUAUAAAAAAUUGUCUCCUAAGCUCGCAGAAAAUAAGGAAAACUUAAAACACGUUUUCUAAAAAAAAAGUGGCGUACAAUAUCAGACCAAGAAGAAUAAGUGGUCGAAGAUCACUAAACUUGCUGUCAUCUGAAGAACCAGCUAGCUGCGCUAGAAGGCUGCGUCUUUGUAAUGGAGUCGCGCCUGGCUUGGAAGAGAUACACCUCAUAUCCACAACCCCUUCGUCAUCGUGUGGUGCUUAUUGGAUGGGCUUUAAUAUGGACUAUGUCCCUAAACUCUGUAUUCUGUGGAGAAAAAUUGGCUUCACAUGGGCUGAUACAACAAACCCAUGAGUGGCAAUUUUAGAAAGUCAACAGGAAGAGCUUGGAUUCUAAUGCGAGUGACAAACGAGGCCGUCAAAGGCUUUUUCUGCUUCACCGCAAGUCGAUUUACUGAUUAUAAGUGUUUCGCAUCUGCCAGAGUAUGGAUUACUGGAAGGCCAGGGUGUUGCUUCUGUCGUUCAUGUGUAUCAUUAGCACCGCCACGGCAGAUGGGGAAAUCAUUUUUCGCAUUGAUCCUCUCGCUUUACUGUCGGCCACCUUGCGGACAUAUCAAAAAGCGGCAUGUGACUCGGAUCAAGUGCUUAUAGCCUGUCCCCGUGGUACUAGUAUUUCAAUCGAGUUUGCCCAGUACAAUAAGUUUGUUGCGAAAGACGGCUACAGUAUUGAAGAAUUAUGUCCUGGGUCUGGGGAAAUAAGAUCGGAAAUCCGGGGUAGAACAAAGCACCUUCUUCGCGGAUCGAUCUUUGGCUCACCACCACUAAAAACACCGUCUAGCAAAUACAUGACUGCUGGCCACUCCCUUGCAGUCCCAGUACAAUCUGUUCCUGAAUUCAACAGUAGCAGUGCCACUAGCUCCGAAUCAAUUUCAAGCGUGUCCCCUUCAGUUGAUGAUAUUCAAAGUACUGAUUACAAUACUGACAACGCUUCCGAGAACUGCAUGUGGCCAAAUGCAUUACAGUACUCCUUACUGCAAACUGUCGUCGAGGCCUGCCAAAAAAAGAAGCACUGCAAGUUCCACGGAUCCCCAGAGUUCUACGGCCAGGGCUCCAGCGGUGUGGGCGACUCGUCUGGAACCAGCAGCUACCACAGCAGCACAGCCAGCUCCAAUGCAAUAAGCAACGAUCCUUGUCCAAAACGCAAAAAAAUUGUCGAAGUCGCUUACAAAUGUCGCCCAUAUGAGUUCCGAAGUAAGGUGGCUUGUCACAAUGAUGUAGCACAACUAGAGUGCAAUCCUUACUCCCGUAUAGCCGUAUAUAGUGCCAGCUUUGGAAGAACCGAGUACGAGAGCAUUCAGUGUCCCCAACCGCAAGGAGUUCGAGAAGAAACUUGUCUCGCUUCAUAUGCCACGGAGACUGUAAUGCAAAUUUGCCAUGGUAGACGUCGAUGCAACCUUGCAGCCGACGCAAAUACUUUUGGAAGCCCUUGCCAACCAAAUUCCCGAAUGUACUUGAAAGUUGUUUAUACGUGCGUGCCAAAGCAAGUCCUAAAAGAAAACAAGGCGUUGGAAGUGGAGGCUGACGAAUCUGAAGAUUUUGGAGGUGAUCUGAAUGACCUCUACGACGAUGAGCUUAUCUAUAAGGAGUCCGAGGCAAUACCCAAACUGUAUAGCAAUACAACAACGACAGUACGCCAAAACGGUACCAGAUCACUAGGGUUAGGAUUCAGCGUUAAUUCUGCGAACAAUCAGAGCAUCACAAACAGUUCGCUGGUCGUCGAAGGCGAUAGGAGUGACGUCAAUCCUGUCAUGACGCACAGUGCCGACUUAAGUCUAGAGGAGGACCAAGAACGUCUUUAUUUUUAUCUUCUUGCUCUGGUUUCACUCGGAGUGCUUAUUUCCAUUGUCAUAUUCGGCACUAGGAUAGCGCUUCAAAAACACCAUCUGGUAACAGAAACGCUCUCCAGCUCUUUUGCAAAAACGACGAGACGGGUUGAGGAAACAACUAUUCCAAGCGGCUUAAAUGACACAAUUUCCGAAAUAGACGCUGAAAUCGACCUAAAAACAACACUUCCUUUACCCAACUUGUCCAAUAAAGAGAAUUACUUGACCUACGCACCAACCAGCAGUCUGUACGCCGAUCUCCCCCGUAAUCAACUGGUCUCAGCUUGUAGCCAAGGAUCUGCCGCCGGGCAAAUAGGAAAGCCGCACAUCGUUGGCACUCGUCAAUCACCCGACCUUAUUGGCAUAACACAGGGACCUUUUGUGACUACAAGUAUGGCGAGUUUAGGCGGUCAGGGUCCGAUGGCUGCGAUGGUGACGUCGGCUAUUGUUAUUGGAGAUUCUACGCCCAAUAGUAGUUCCUUAGGCGCUAUGAUACCUAUCACCCAGUACACAACUGCUCCAACAAUCAGAGGCGGGUACGUCAUAAGUGCUGAUAACAUGGGUGUAAUUCAGCGGGCGAAUAACACGCCCACCCCGUUAAACUUGCUGUCCGGGAGCACGCCAGAACAACCCCCGCAAGCCGGACCGAUAAUCUCGGCGGCGGGCAUGACUGUAACUCCACAGGCCCAUGGGGGCGCAUCAAAUCUGCGGCGUGUAAAGCCACCAUUCUUGCAGCCACAGCUUUCAUAUGAUGGCACUGCACCACGGACUCUCUCCACCGGAGUAGCUGUUGGCUCGCAGUUUUAUUAUGGAUGACACAGCACACUGGACUGUGACCCGUUUGUGUACACCACAGCGUUAGGUAUGGCACCAUCAACAUCCAGUACUCAAGAAACAGAGGAGAAAUUAGAUCGAGCAAGCUUAAAAAAUGGUCUUGACACGUCUUAGCCAUCGGCAUUCCCAAGUUGCCCUAGGUUGUAGCUAGGCAACAAGGCCAGUUCUUUCAAAACCGCCACAAGUGUUUUACAAUCCCAGCUACAUCCAGACUCUGGAAAGGAGUGAAAAGAAUCCUAUCAAGCAAGCGAGCACUGUUGUUUUCAACAUAAAAGAAAUAUUGGCACCCGUGUGUAUAUAAUAAACAAAUGUUAUGUACCCAAAAAAGAAAUAUUAUUUUCAAAAUGUCGAUAAUACUAAAUACGGAAAAUUAAUUUGUUAAAUUAAUAGGUUGUCUUCCGACAGCCGAGAGGAACCAUAUACAAAUACAAGUUUGUAUUUGUAUAGUCUUCCGUAUUUCGAUCAGACAUUAAUUGCAGAAAAUAUGAGAAUACAUUAAGACAAUUUGGACAAAAAAGUAGUCUCCGGAGAAUAAUUUUGUAAUGAAAGUUAAAAAAUGCACGGAAGGAAAAGUGCACAAGCUUAUUUAAAUCAAAUUGUAGGACUGCGGUUUUUGGAUGCUACGGUGCCUCAAUGUCCUGAAUAAAAACAGUACUCCUUAUCGCCCCGCAUUAAUAAAAUUGGCGCCAAAGCAUAAUUAAUUAUCAUUGUUAAAGCAGAAACUAUGCAAUUGACAGCAGAAAGGUGGUAAAGUUAGUCUUAGGCUCUGCACAUUUGCAAAACCUGUAUAUUGGGGAUAGUAAUCCUUUAAUAAAAAGUUAGGAACAACGUGAAUACCAAAGUGUGCAUCAGGAUAGUUGCAUUCAAUCUUCGGUUAAAAAAUUUAUAAAUAAGUUUCAUUUAGACGUGGUUUGGGUUGAGGUUUACUUUUUAAUGUCAAGUGCCUUCCUCAUUACAUUUAAAUGUAAAGUAGCCGUAAAAAUACCAAACCAUUGGAACGUACGUUUGCUUACUUGUAUAAAAUAGUGCAGCAGUCAAUAUUGUUUGAAUAAAAGCAAACCCGAAAUUACAGGAACAGUUACCUACAGUUAUAUCGAAAAAAAAAUAUAAAUGUUUGAAACAACAAAUUUCCGGAUGUCCAAAUCUCAAAAGAACGCCAUUAAUUACUUGUAUUGAGUGUAUAAUUCUAGCCAGAAAAUAUAAAUAUAUAAUUGGUAUUCGUGUAUGAAAAUGGUGAAGCAAAUAAAAAAAAUUAACUCAUAAGCAAUGCGAUGUUAAUUAAUUUAAUUCCUUACGCUUAAGAAUCAUUCAAUAAUGCAAUCUAUAAAAUAAAUAAUACAUUAAAGAAAUCAAAAAAUUGUCGGUAGAAUAAGUAUACAUAGUAAGAAUAUGGUUUCUGUUGUCUCUUUUCCCCCUACAAGUAUGAAUUCUACAUUUUAUACGAUUCAUUUCAAAUAAAAAAACUAUACAUGAUUAU